Messenger RNA from Dermacentor silvarum, 1712 nucleotides. RefSeq lists its product as uncharacterized. The record is from RefSeq and is a predicted model, not a curated record. NCBI's taxonomy places the organism in Eukaryota, Metazoa, Arthropoda, Arachnida, Ixodida, Ixodidae. Bases 18 to 398 code for a protein of 126 amino acids. The transcript has 2 exons.
GUUCCGCACUGCAGAUUAUGGGCUGGGCCAACCUGCACCUUGUUGUUGUACACGUUGUCUGGAUGCUCGUGGCACCUGCUCCGGCAGCAUGGAAUCUGUGCCCCCCGGAUUUCUGCGCGAACGUGACGUGCAAGCCGAUCAAGGCCAAGGAUUGUGACGGAAAGGUGGAGCCCAGAGCCAGCGACUGCGGCUGCUGCGAGCAGUGCGUCAAGCAGCUCAAUGAAGGCGACAUCUGCUUUGAUUUCACCAUGUAUGGUCUCGCAAAGUGGGCCGAGUGCAAAGAAGGCUUGAAGUGCUACAACAAGCGUUCCAAGUGCGUCAGAAUCCGCAAUCUGCCCUUCCAGGAAUACGACGACGACGCUGCAGACAAGGAUGCAGCCAUCCUUGCCUAUCUGUAGAGCUCGUUCCUGUCCGAUGACGACGCCUCGAUCGUGUAUCCUACUGACGCACGUUCACGCACGCGCGAACCAGCACACCUAUACUGUACACCGGACACAUACAGACGCGCAGGUCCAUACGACAUGUACAGACGCGCGCAAGAUGUUCCAACGUUUUGGUGACUGCAAAAACCGGACAGAUUUACGAAUUUACGAUGUGGUGGGGCUGCCUCACUAUUGGCCAGAAUUAGUUCGCGCUAAUAGGCGCCCGUCUGAUAGAAGGGCGGAGGCGCCCUUUCUGACAACCCCAAGAAAAAAAGAGCCGGGCCGCGGUUUUUAAUAAACGCCGUGAUAUAAGCGAGUAUUAUUUAGCCCUUAUUCACUACCACAGCGGGAGUCCGGAGAGGGGGGAUAAUUAGUUCAAUAAACUAUGACAGAAGAAAUAGAAACGAAGAAACGACAUCAGUAUCACAGUAUACGACUUCUCAUUCAACUACUGUGUGUGCAUGAGGAAACAAUUUUGAGGACUGGUGAAGGUGAUUCAGAACUUUUAAUUAAAGCUUACUCCAUUUAUGUUCGAAACGAAAAAAAAAAGCUCGACGUAAUUUAUUAGCAGUAUCAGAAGGGCCCUUUUCGUGGAGUGCUUCCAUGGUCCUAGGGCACAGAUUUCUUUCCUUGUAUGUGUACUCUGUAACUGAACAGUUUAUUGAUGCUUUUCUCAGCCAGGUGUAAUCGCAGGAGGGCUGAUACCUGAUAUGCCGUACUGACAUGAAAGCCACGUACUGCAAAGUAAAAAUAUCUGCAACUUGCACGCAACGUGACGUAAGUGCACAAUGCUACUAACAGUCAGCUCCAGUUUCAUAAUAAUGACGCAUAUCGGAUGCAGAAACGCUUACAAACCUUAAAUGCGUUAAUUGUUGGCAGUAUGAUGAAAACCGCAGCAGCGAGUGCUGUGUAACUGCGUGUCUAUCGAUUGAUGUCGUUGAAGCUGUCGGCUUGUCAAACCAUAAAGCCCUCCUGUGAUUACACCUGGCUGAGAAAAGCAUCAAUAAACUGUUCAGUUACAGAGUACACAUACAAGGAAAGAAAUCUGUGCCCUAGGACCAUGGAAGCACUCCACGAAAAGGGCCCUUCUGAUACUGCUAAUAAAUUGCGUCUAGCUUUUUUGUUUCGUUUCGAACAUAAAUGGAGUAAGCUUUAUUUAAAAGUUCUGAAUCACCUUCACCCUCCUGUACGUGGCUUUCAUGUCAGUACGGCAUAUCAGGUAAACUCACGUCCUUACACAUUUUUGGGUGUAAGGGGUGUGAGUUAGACAUACACCAUUUUUCCUUAUUA